This is a messenger RNA of Talaromyces rugulosus, 1332 nucleotides long. RefSeq lists its product as uncharacterized. The record is from RefSeq and is a predicted model, not a curated record. The transcript has a single exon. The coding region runs from base 1 to 1332 and encodes 443 amino acids. NCBI's taxonomy places the organism in Eukaryota, Fungi, Ascomycota, Eurotiomycetes, Eurotiales, Trichocomaceae.
AUGGGCCCCAAAAGAAACCCUCCAGGCAAACAACCCACAUCAAACCCCAAAGGGAAAAAAUCAGACCCGAAAAGAAAAACUGCACCGUCGGCCCCUCGCAGGCUGCUCGCAGAGCAACAGCAAAACGCAACAGCAGCUUCAAAAAAAGAAAAUCCACAAGAUGUCGAAAUUAGCUUGUCCGAGGCAAUAGCAUCAAUCCCGUUGUCGCUGCAGCAGCUGUUACUGAAUGUAUUCAGAACCGCGCUUCUACCUGACACUAGGGAGUCGGAUGAUGACCAAAAAGAAGAUGAUCUGCACACACAGAUCCAGACGCUAAAGGCACAUCUGUAUAACAGAGAUUUUGUGUCGGCGUUUGCCGAUGCGAGCCCCGAGCUGCUGAGAGCGUAUGCCCUGAGGUGGUCGGCAUCGAGGUGUCUGGCAUAUGUGGGUAUUUUCAAGGGCGUUGUGCCUGCUAUUUUGGCUAGUUUGGGUCGCAACCCAGAUCAAGAUGAAAGUAACAGCGAGAACAAGAAUGAAAAUGGCAUGCAUGUGCUGUGUAUAGGAGGCGGUGCCGGGGCGGAGAUCGUGGCUCUGGCAGGCGUCUGGAGGGCUCUUCUCGAUGAAUAUAGUGAUGCUUCUUCAAAGAAUGCGAAGCAGACGGACGAGACGGAAGAGAGCAUGGACUCUGGCUUGGCAAAAUUAUCUUUGACAGCCAAGGAUGCACUUCUACCAAAACUAUCCAUCACAGCCGUCGACGUUGCUGCUUGGUCAAAUGUCGUCGACAGCCUUAGCAAAGGCAUACACUCUACUUCAGUUCCCGGACCAAAAGCAUGUACCUCACCACUUCUUGAAGAUUCUUCCCCAGUGGAUAUCUCAUUCCGGCACUUGGAUGUGCUCUCCCUUUCAGAACCAGACUUCUCAUCUUUACUAUCACCGCACGACGCACCCAAAACAAACCUAGUUUCGCUCAUGUUCACUCUCAACGAGCUAUUUUCUACUUCCAUGCCCAAGACGACGCAGCUCCUUUUGCGUAUCACAGACGAGACGGAUCCGGGCACGAUACUGCUCAUUGUCGACAGUCCCGGAAGCUAUUCUACAUUAUCCCUCGGCGGUAGCACCGAGCCUGCCAAACAGAGGCAAUAUCCAAUGAAAUUCCUGCUAGAGCAUACACUAUUAACGGUUGCGGAAGGGAAGUGGGAGAAAAUGCUCUCGCAGGAUUCGAGGUGGUUCCGAAGAGAGGCGAGCAAGCUGGCAUACAGCGUAAAUCUGGAGGGUGGUGACGGUCUAGUCAAGCUGGAGGAUAUGAGAUAUCAAAUACAUGUAUAUCGGAGGUUAUCGGCGGAAGUAAAGUGA